Molecule: messenger RNA, 991 nt
Organism: Toxotes jaculatrix (banded archerfish)
Lineage: Eukaryota; Metazoa; Chordata; Actinopteri; Toxotidae
Gene: fam177a1a
Product: family with sequence similarity 177 member A1
Exons: 6
Coding region: 32-700 (222 amino acids)
Source: RefSeq, a predicted model, not a curated record
AGAUCGGAUUGAGGCGGAAGAACUGACAGAGAUGUCAAAUUUGUCGUUGUAUUUAAGCAGUAUCAACGUUGUCCUGGGACAAACUAUGGAAACUGAAGAGAGCGUAGGAGGACACGUCAAACCUGCUAUGCUUAGUCCAGGAGGGGCGGCAGACUUUCAGAGUGUGGAGAUGGGAGACUCUGUGGGGAAUCGGGGGAGAGUGAGGGUUCCCCGGAGGACCAUCUACUUUGCCAGCGGAGAGACCAUGGAGGAGUACAGCACUGAUGAAGAAGAGGAGGAGGAGGAUCCCGUGAAGAAGGAUGUCAUCACUGUAGAUCCGGCUAAAUUGACCUGGGCUCCGUAUUUCUGGUUUCAAAUGUGGAGAAUGGCCACUUCCACUGUCUCAGUGUGUGACUACAUGGGAGAGAGACUGGCCUCUCUUUUUGGCAUCACUACUCCAAAGUACCAAUAUGCUAUCGACGAGUACUACCGUAUAAAGAAAGAGGAGGAAGAGGAAGAGGAGGAGAACCGUCUGGCUGAGGACGCGGAGCUUCGGAUUGCAGAGCAGCGGAGGGGCGAGCAGGACGCUCCUCAUCCUGCCACUGUGGAGCAGCCAGAGCCGUCCGGAGCAUCCUUUGUAAACAUUAGCUUUGAUUUCGAACCUGAGCCUCGUCUCAGUGCUCCAGACACCAACAGAGUCCCUUCCCCGCUCCCCUCCUGAAAACUGACACUCACUGACAAACCUCUAACAUUCACACAUUUCUGUCAGGCAAAACUUUCACUUACUUAGCUGUAUAGAUUAAUAAUAUUAUUUUUCUACGUUACUUUAUAGAAAGAUCUUAGUACACAGUGCAGGGAUAAAUUAAAAGGGCUGUGGAAGUGGCUGCACUAGCCUUAUCUGUGAAUGUAAAUUUAUGUACACCAUGCAAAAGUAAUGCAAGGCUGAGACAUGCAAUUUAACUAUAUGUAGACCACAGCAGGACUGCGUUCAACUCACCUUAAGUUGACAUUA